Penicillium mononematosum is the source of this 2448-nucleotide messenger RNA. RefSeq names its product putative PHD finger domain protein. The record is from RefSeq and is a predicted model, not a curated record. Gene Ontology annotation, biological process: regulation of DNA-templated transcription. The coding region runs from base 1 to 2448 and encodes 815 amino acids. NCBI's taxonomy places the organism in Eukaryota, Fungi, Ascomycota, Eurotiomycetes, Eurotiales, Aspergillaceae. Gene Ontology annotation, cellular component: RSF complex. The transcript is spliced from 6 exons.
AUGGGAUCGCGAAAGCGCACCCACUCCGAGGUCGCCCCGGUGGCCGAGCAACAGGUGCCAGAAGAGCCUGGGUUGCUCUCACAGCUCAGGAGUAACUGGGCAUUUGCAAGCCUCAUGCAAUACAUUGCCAUCUUUGGCCAGGUCAUGAAGAUUGACGAAGAGUUUGGGAUUGAGGACCUAGAAGUCGAGUGCCUCAAACCCGAGCCCUCUCAUAAACUACUAGAGAUUGGAUUGUGUCUCCUCAAGUGGAUUUCGUCGCAUCGCGGUCUUACAUUCGACAAUUUCGAUGAGUACACCCGACGGCAGUAUAAUGCGAAAGCACCCAAUAAAACCAAUCCCUUCGGCUACGAUGAAGAACCCAACAAGUUCUUGUAUUUCGAUGUUUUCACCAAGAUCCGUGUCCUCCACCAGCUGACGGUAUGGACAUUCUGGAACGCGGACCGCAUUCGUGACAAGAUGCCCGAAAAGAAGGAAACCGAGCAGACAGAAUGGCGUAUUGAAGAGUUUGGCUGGGACCGCGAGGGGCGUUCAUACUACGUGCUGGACGACAACCGUCUUUACCGUCGCACCGACCCUCCCCCCCCUCCCCCUCCUCAGCGUCCCAAGAAGAAGCCAAAGAGCCGGUCUUCUCGAGCAUCAAGAACGUCAAAACGUACCUCUACAGCAGCGGCGGAAGAGGUUUCCGACGAGGAGAGCAAGGAUACCAACGAUGCAAGUGCCGUCGCAGCCUUUGCUGAAGAUCCUUUCAAGUGGGAGUGUGUGGCUGUCACACUCGGGGAAUACCAGGCUUUCUUGGAAACACUCCAAAAAACCAAGGACGCGGACGAGAAAUACCUACGCGAUAGCAUUGUUGAGCAUGUCCUGCCCAUCCUCGAGAAGGCGGAGGAAGCGCAGCAGCGCAAGCGUCAGAAGCGUGAAAAGGAGCUUCUGAAUCUGCAGCUUGUCGCAGGUGCUAAGAGGUCCAGUCGACUUGCCGCCAAGGAGGAAAAGGAACGACAGGAGCGAGAAGCUGCUGAAGCCGCCCAAAAACGUGAACACGACCUGGCCGAGGCGCGUAAAGAGCAGGCGAGGCAACAUCAGCUUGAAGAAGAUCGGCAGUCGCGUACAAUGACUCGCGAGCAGCGCAUCAGAGACCGUGAACAAAAGCGGCUGCUACAUGAGGCGGAGCUGGAAAGGAUCGCGGAAGAACAAGAAAGAAUCAGUAGGGGUGAAAGCAGGGUGUCUGCCCGAAACCUCCAGGCUGACCUGGAGAAGUCCCAGAAGAGCCUGGCAGGGCUUACCCAAGAUGACCAGUGGAUCUUUGACUGCUCUGGCUGUGGAGUGUAUGGCGAGAACUUGGAUGACGGAAGUCAUAGUGUUGCCUGCGAAAAAUGCAAUGUUUGGCAGCAUAGCAAGUGCCUCGGUAUCUCACAGGAAGCGGCCGAAAAGGAAGACUUUCACUUUGUCUGCCGAGACUGCAAGCAAAAAGAAGAAGAUGCCAGCAAGCCCAAACUUCCACCUCUCAAAUUCCGGGUGAGCGCCUCAGCAUCCCCUUCAGCAGCUCCUCCAGCCAGUAAGAAGCACAAGUUAGAGGAUGACGAAGACCAUGCUCCGCCCUCGCCUGUGAAGAGAUCCCACCUGGCUCUAUCCAAUAUUCAAAACGAAUCCUCAGGAAUACAACCUACUCUACACUCGUCCACUGUUGGUCAUGACAACUUGUAUCCUCCUCCCUCGCCCCAGCGCCGGUACGGAGCAACACCCGCGGCCAUCCUCGUCUCAGCACUCCUUGCCGCCUAUGCAACCAGCUCCUCACCUUCCCCCAUUGGAUCGUUCCCUGUGCGGCCCUCCUCCUCCCACUCUACCCAAAGUCCUGUCCAAAACCAGCCGUCUAUGUCACCUACACAGGGCAACCCUGAUGUUGGCCCUAUUGCGGGGUUCCCGUCUGUUGUUCCAAGCCAUGCACCCUCUCCGUGGAGUUCAUUCGAAACCCCGCGUCCGCAGUCAGGUCAUGCAGCCACGCCGUCGAUGUCUAACAACUACCCGUCUUUCUCUGCCUCAACGCCCAAUGGCAACCACUCUUCGCCUCCUCAGAGUUCUCACGGCAUGGCUAUGUCGGGGAUUAGCCCAACUAAGCAGUCACCUCGUCCGCUUACUGGUAGUGGCAUGGCAGGUGCCCCAGUCCUGCCGCCCAUCCGCAGACUGGAGCCGAGCCCGAAGCUCAUGGGCCGUAGCUCUCCAGAUGCUCCGAUCCCCCCGCCUGUCAAGUGCAUGACUCCUGAGCAAGAGGAACGCCGACAGAGAGAGAAUGCUUCAAUGCUACACCAAGCCCACCACUUCCAGAGCAAUGGCCAGCAUCUGAUGUCGUCGCCAUCGCUGAAUCGCAUUCCUCCCUUGGCCUCUGGGACCACAUCUCAGUACCCUGAUCCUGUUCCUUCGCCUCAGCGCGAAAGCAAUGGCCAAAGCCAAUGA